AUGCCUCGCAAAAUAUCUACUGUUGAACGAGUGGUGAAGGCAAGGAACCGUCGUCAAGCAAAGACUGGACCUGAGAAGGAGUUGCAGAAAAGACAUGAUGCUGACCGCAAAGCGAAAUUCGACUGUCUUAAAAAGCUCAAGGAAACUGGAAUCUGGAAAUCAGCACCUGAGUCACUGAAACAACAGCUUGAGGAUAAUGCCCUUGCGCAGUUAUGGCAAGAGAGGUUUGAUGCUAAGAGGUCCAAAGAGUGGUAUGAAAAGCAGCUUCAGCUUCAGGAGGCUCAGAAAGAAGCAGUAAUAGCUACAAAAAAGAACAUGAAGCAGCUCGCAAGAUUUUGGCUGAGAUCUCCUCUAAGCCAGCUACUAUAA
Messenger RNA from Aspergillus tanneri, 369 nucleotides. RefSeq lists its product as uncharacterized. The record is from RefSeq and is a predicted model, not a curated record. NCBI's taxonomy places the organism in Eukaryota, Fungi, Ascomycota, Eurotiomycetes, Eurotiales, Aspergillaceae. The transcript has 2 exons. The coding region runs from base 1 to 369 and encodes 122 amino acids.